CAGUAUUACGACGCACUCGCAGCGAAACGAUCGCAGAACCGGUACCUUAGAGCGGAAGAUAUAGAACACAUUUAGACAGUGACAUCAUGUGCAAAAGUGCGAUCAUCUUCCUGGCCAUCGUGGCCGCCGUUGCCUCCUUCUCGCAGGUUUUGGCCCAAAACGCGCAAAGCUGUGCUCUAGCCACUGGCAUAAACUUUAACCAGACCGCUUUCAGCGGCCAGUGGAUCGAGGUGGCCCGCAAUCCCGCCUCGAACGUGUCCUGCAUUACCCUUAAUGUGGCCUUCUGGAACUACAACUACUUGCUGGUCAAUGUCAGCCAUACGAGCAACGCCGCCUCCACUUUGGUGGACGUCUAUGAAACCGCGAACAUUACCCUGCAGGCCAACAACGUGGCCGGAUACAAUGUGAGGCUGGUGAAUGGCCAGAAGCAGGAGUACGUCUUCGUGAAGCUGCUGAGCUACGUGAACUCCACCUACCUGGUGGGAUGCACUUACACGGAUGCCAACAACGCAUCUACCAGUGCUGGCUUCAUUCUGGGCAGAUCCUCCUACACUCCUGAAGGCGUGAAGAUUGCCAACAACGAUGCCUCUGUGUCCUUCAGCAAUUUCCAGAACAACACCUACGGCAAUGUCACUCAGUUGGGUUGCCGUGCCAGUUCCGCCGGACAGACUGUGCCUUUGACCCUGAUUUCUGGCUUCCUGGCCUUUGCCCUGUUGCUGAUCAAGGCCUAAAGAAGGAGAUGUAUCCAAGUGCUGCUUUGCCUAGCCACCAUAAAUGCAAAAAACUAACAAUAUCCAAUCACUUGCCCAAGUUAUUGCGUCAUUCUCUUUAUUUAGUUUGUAGUUGUCUUUAAACACCGCGCUCCAGAAUCGAGGCAAGGCAAAACGUUGUCAAUAAAAGUAAACCGAAAUGGGUGAGGGCCCAUUAAAAAAGCCCCCACUGAAACGAA
Molecule: messenger RNA, 949 nt
Organism: Drosophila yakuba
Lineage: Eukaryota; Metazoa; Arthropoda; Insecta; Diptera; Drosophilidae
Exons: 3
Coding region: 87-731 (214 amino acids)
Source: RefSeq, a predicted model, not a curated record